Messenger RNA from Pseudovirgaria hyperparasitica, 2175 nucleotides. RefSeq lists its product as uncharacterized. The record is from RefSeq and is a predicted model, not a curated record. The coding region runs from base 1 to 2175 and encodes 724 amino acids. The transcript has 3 exons. Lineage: Eukaryota; Fungi; Ascomycota; Dothideomycetes; Acrospermales; Acrospermaceae.
AUGAGAGCAGAACCAGCAGCGAUUUUAUCGGCGUUGCUCCGUCCCCACGCGGGAUACUAUCGAGAGGGCUUUUCCACCGAUGGCGUGGACUCUAACAAUGCAGUGGUGCCGACAGGCUAUGGAGGAACAGUUGAUUUUUUAAAUGCGGUCCCAAUCGCUAGUGUCGAGCCUGAUGUAGAGGUUACCUAUGAUGACUGGGUCCACCCAGAAGACCUACCUCCUAUGCCUCAAUGCGUGGCAGAACAAGACCAAUCAAGCUUGCUGAAUAUCAUGUCGAAGUGUACGAGUAAGAGAUGCACCAAACGAGUUGGUUUUUGCUGGCGUCAUCAAUGGCUGACUGAUACACACUGUCUUGGCACGGAACUCUCUCCUCAACUCUUCAGUCAAUACUUUGACUAUUGCAGUCGAUCAGUUCUCGCCAAGGCGCAGUUGUAUCAAUGGGUCCAGAAAAUUACAGGUCGCUCGUGGCUUGUCGACGUUGGUGACACAACCGACGUGCUAGAACUUUCGCCUUCCUCCUUAGAAAAGGGUUUUGCAAAUGUCAAGAUCACAAAUCGGGCUCCAAGUUGCCUUACAGAUGCAACGAGUGCUUCGUCCUCGGAGCGUUUUGGACAUGUAUUUACAUCAUGCAGGUUCACAGAUUCGACACGGCAUACAGGUAAUGUCGAACGUCCAUGGGAAUAUAACGAAGGCAUGAACGCGCUACUUAGCCUCGAUACCGAGAUAGCCGGUUACGAUCUUACGGGUGGCAGCAUCAGCAACGGAGACUACUUUGAUAUCAAAUGUUUCUGUAGCACAUACGGCUUAGACCUUCAAUCCACAACCUGUUCUGGCCUUGAUACCACGCGAGAAUACCUGUGGAUGAAUGCCAUCUGCGGGCCAACGUCACUUCCCGACAAUUGGAAAGAUUCACUCAUGACGACCGACUAUGCAUACAUACCUGUCGAAGACUGGAACUGGCCAAGCUGCGUUACCGAUAUGCCCGUUGCAAUCACGGAACGUCCCCUGCAGUGUGAGACUGACGCUUGUGAGGUCGAUCCCGAUGGAUAUUGUGAAACUACGCCCUCAAUUGACAGAGCUUGUUUUUGCCAAGGUAUAAGCUACGACUCCUGUGGCGGUUCAUGCCACAUCUUCGAGACGAGAAUCGAGUAUUUGGAAUGGCUCAAUACAACAUGUGGUCUACUACCGGAUUGGAAUGGUCUACCAGAUGACUGGCAUCAGCUCAUCAUUCCUACCAGUCUUGAUAUGAUGCCUUGGAAGUGGACCGUUAAGUCGCUCCAGAACUCCAGCAGUGGACCCUCAGCACCAGACAGACAGGAUGAGCAAUGUGCUUCCAAUGCAUGGAAAUUGGGUAGUUUCAUUCUCAUCAACAUGGCAACAUUGCUCGCAACUAUCGUGAGUCAGAAAAGGGGCAGAAACGACAUGCCGUACGAUAUACUAUCCACAAACAAUUCCCAGUCUUGGUUCCUCAGAGGGCUGUUACUUACCGGAUUGUCUCUCUGCGCAAUGGAACUCAACGCUUACCUCGUCACAUCGACUGCCGGCUAUGAAGCCGUGCCAGUGAUUGGGCUCAUGCUCUUGUGGUGUACCAUGCCUAGGCUAACCUGGAUUACAACAUUCAUGGCGUGGAAACGUCCACUCGAAGCGAUGGAGUGUUCCAUUGCUAAAGCCGCACUCCUUAUGGAACUCGUUCUCCAAGCCUUAGCGUCGAAAUACAUGCUGAAAACUCUCACGUACGGCGUAGAGCACGGCUUCUAUACCAAUGGGUCCGGAAGAUUGCCAGGGUCGACCUCUACGCAGGCUAUGUACGCAGGAGCAUUACUAUGGGUCGUUGUUGCUACCAGUACUAUCUUUGUUCUACUCGUCAGCUUACAUCUGCACCUUCGCUCUCAUAGUAUGGAAAGAGCGAGCACAAGCGGCAACUUGGAACAAGAACCGCUAUUGAGCCACCAUGAGGCCAACUCCGAUACCACAUACAGUACAAUCCCAAAGGACGCCAGUGACUUACCACAGGAAAAGGGCUUGACUCCACAGGAGAAGAAUACGAUCAUGAUAUGGUCUGGGUUCGCAAGCGUUGUCAUGCUCUUCCUUUGGGUCGCACAAUGGCUCUUCUGGGCGGGAUUCAUUGGUCUGGCGUUGACUGAGUACGUGACAACAUUGAAUCAUGAGUCAUAA